AAGGUUGGCGGUGGCAGAAGGCACGAUGCCGUACGAGGGUUUUUCAUUUCCCCUUUUGUGCGGUGUUUGUUUCUUGUUGAUUUGUGAGAGCAGGUGGUGGUGGAGCUGAAGAGUGAGUGUGAAGAAAGAUGUCGUCGACGCUUCUGGAAGUGACACGUGCCUCGCACGAGGAAGUGGAACGGUUGGAAAGGGUGAUAGUGAAGGACCUUCAGAAUGAGCCAACUUCCAAUAAAGACCGCUUGUUUCAGAGCCACCGCGUUCGGAACAUGAUUGACACCAUUACUUCCACCACACACAAGCUUAUUGAGAUAUAUGAGGAUAAUGACAAUGCCAGGAAGGACGAGAUUGCUGCACUCGGAGGUCAAACUGCUACUGGAGUCAACAAUGUAUUUAGUGCGUUCUAUGAUCGUCUCAAAGAGAUACGAGAGUAUCACAGGAAGCACCCGGUUGCCCGGGUUGUUGAUGCUAAUGAUGAUUAUGAAGCACUCCUUAAAGAAGAACCUCAAAUUGAGUUUAGUGGAGAGGAAGCUUUUGGCCGAUACUUAGAUAUGCAUGAGCUGUACCAUCAAUAUAUCAAUUCAAAAUUUGGAGAGCCAAUUGAGUAUUCUGCGUAUCUUGAUAUUUUCCCAGAGGCAGACAAGAUUCCACGCAAGAAGAAAAUGACAAGGCAGUACAGAGAAUAUAUGGAGAAUCUUUUGGAGUAUCUUUUGUAUUUUUUCCAGCGGACAGAGCCCCUGCAAGAUGUUGAUCGAAUUUUCUCGAAGGUAACAACUGAAUUUGAAGAAAAUUGGGCUGCUGGAAAGGUACACGGAUGGGAGAAUGAAAAUCAGGAGAAUGGACACGCACCUGCUCAGCAUGCUGCACUUGAUCUUGAUUAUUACAGUACAGUUGAAGAGCUGAUGGAAGUGGGUCCUGAAAGGUUAAAGGAGGGACUUGCAGCAUUAGGACUUAAGACUGGUGGCACCAUUCAGCAACGUGCAGAGAGACUCUUCCUCACAAAGCACACACCUCUUGAAAAACUGGACAAGAAGCAUUUCGCUAAGGGAGCACGUGCUUCAGAGAAAAAAGGGGUUGCUCCAGUUCCACAAGAAGAUGCAAAUUCAAAAGAAAUUGCAUUAAUGGAGGCCAAAAUGAAGAAGCUGUGUGAUUUGUUAGAAGAGACUAUUGCCCGAACAAAAGACAAUGUCGUAAAGAAGCAAGCGCUGACGUAUGAAGAAAUUGAAGCAGAACGUGAGGAGGAAGAGACACAAGAGGACACUGAAAGUGAAGAUGAGGAGCAGCAGAUAUAUAAUCCCCUAAAGUUGCCAAUGGGAUGGGAUGGGAAGCCCAUACCUUACUGGUUGUACAAGUUGCAUGGUCUUGGUCAGGAAUUUAAGUGUGAGAUAUGUGGGAACUACAGUUACUGGGGGCGUCGGGCUUUUGAACGUCAUUUUAAAGAGUGGCGCCAUCAGCAUGGCAUGCGAUGCCUUGGUAUACCAAAUACCAAAAAUUUCAAUGAGAUCACAUCAAUUGAGGAAGCAAAGGAACUUUGGAAGAAGAUACAGCAAAGACAAGGAGUGAACAAGUGGCGCCCAGAUUUGGAAGAAGAGUACGAAGACAAGGAAGGGAACAUCUAUAAUAAGAAGACUUACACUGAUUUACAGCGACAGGGACUCAUAUGAAGAGAAAGAAGCUUUGACAUUCCUUUGGUGCUGGCUCUGAGAAGCCAAAACAACUGUAUUUUUUGUCAAGUUAAUAGGCCAAUAUUUGUAGCUGAAUCAAAUUGUUCACUAGCAGAGAGUAGAAUGGGGGUAAACAAGGAUCAUUUUCUAGCGGAUUGGGUUACACUUUCAUAAGUUUUGAUCGUUAGUCUGACCAGAAGGUUGUAACAGUGUGUUCUCUACUUCUCUUUGGUGCUAUUAAAUAUCUCUUAGUUUGUUGUA
Molecule: messenger RNA, 1922 nt
Organism: Arachis duranensis
Lineage: Eukaryota; Viridiplantae; Streptophyta; Magnoliopsida; Fabales; Fabaceae
Product: splicing factor SF3a60 homolog
Exons: 12
Coding region: 129-1661 (510 amino acids)
Biological process (GO): mRNA splicing, via spliceosome
Cellular component (GO): nucleus; spliceosomal complex
Molecular function (GO): RNA binding; zinc ion binding
Source: RefSeq, a predicted model, not a curated record